AUGCCGGUGAUCUUCGUCACGGUGGAGGAGGCCUUGGGUGACUUGGCACAGCUGAAGCGCGGGGAGCGCGUCCUGAUCCACGCAGCGGCCGGCGGCGUCGGUUUGGUGGCCAUCCAGUACGCGCAGUUUGUCGGAGCAGAGGUGUAUGCCACGGCCGGGGCAGACGAGAAGCACGAAUUCCUACGUUCCAUGGGUGUGAAGUACAUCACCAGCAGCAGAAACGGUGCCAAGUUUGAAGAGGACAUGAAGGCCUUCUUGGCUGAAGUGGGGGAUGAUGGCAUCGACGUGGUGCUCAACAGUCUCAGCCAUGAUGACUACAUUCCGCGGUCGCUGGCUCUUCUUCGCAAAGGUGGCCGCUUCAUGGAGAUCGGCAAGCGUGGCAUCUGGAGCCACGAGCAGAUGUUCGAGGCAAGGCCGGAUGUCAUGUACGAAAAGAUCGCUGCAGACACCAUGAUGGACAAGGAGCCUUGGCGCUACAACGGAUACAUGAAGCGUCUCAUCAGCCGCGUGGACGAAGGUGGCCUCAAGCCCAUCAACAUGCAUGUCUUUGAGGGCAUGGAGACGGGAGUCAAGGCAAUGCAGUUCCUGCAGCGUGCGCAGAACAUCGGCAAGGUCGUGAUCAGCCAGCCGAGCACGCUGGAUCUGAAGCCGGACUCCCACUAUGUCCUCAGCGGAGGAAUGGGAGCCCUUGGUAUGGUGACGGCCCAGUACCUCUUGGAGGAAGGGGCAAAGUCGAUGACGCUACUUUCACGAAGUGGCCGGCCAUCCGCAGACAUCACGGAGCUGUGGGCGGCCUUGCAAGACUCGAGUGUCGAGCUGCAAGCCGCCCCCUGUGACAUCGGCGUCUUGGAUGCCGUGCAGGAUUUGGCCAAGAAGCUCCGGGAAGACAAGAAGCAGAUUGCAGGCCUCAUCCACUUGGCAGCCGUCUUGGACGACGCCACCAUGCCGAAGCUGACCCGCGGCCACCUGGAACGAUCCUACGGGGCCAAGGUCUGGGGAGCACGGCAUCUACGCCUCUGCCUCCAGGAAGGCAAGUGGGACUUCUCCCUGCUCUUCUCCUCGACUUCCGCGCUGCUGGGCUCGCCAGGCCAAGGCAACUACUCCGCGGCCAACGCCGCGCUGGAUGGCCACGCGCGGUACUGGAAGAAGUCCUUGCAGGAGCCGGUGGUUUCAGUGCAAUGGGGGCCUUGGAAGGAGGUUGGCAUGGCGGCCCAGAAGGGGACUGUGGAGCGGCUCCGCGCCUCGGGCGUGGGAAGCCUCACCAACGCGUUUGGCAUGGCCGCUCUGGCCGGGUGCUUGCGAUCGCCGCCUUCCACGACAAUCGUGGCACAACCCAUGCGCUGGGCGGUGUACCUGAAGCAGUAUCCGAAGGUCCCGCCCUUCCUGUCCCGCUUCGCGAGUGAGGUGAAGACAGCGAAGCCGAAGAAGGCCGCGGCCCCUGCCUUCGGGGUUCGAGCAGCUGCUCCAGCUGCUGUGCCGCAGGUGGACAAGGCGUCUCUGAAGCAGAUGCUUCAGAGCAUCGCCUCGGAGGUUGCUGGUGGUGGAGUGGUGGAGCAAGAUGCUCCACUCAUGGACUCUGGCAUGGACUCGCUCUCGGCCGUGGAGUUCCGCAACCGCUUCACAAGCAAAAUGCCAGGGGUCAACUUGCCCAACACCCUGAUCUUCGACUACCCCACGAUCUCUUCCAUCGCCGACUUCACGGCCAGUCAGAUGGGACCAGCACCAGGUCCGGCUAUGGCCAACGGCAUGCCCGAAGCAAUGAUUCCUGCUGGGCCGAGUCCGACCGAGGUCAAGGAGCUGCUGAAGCGCAUCGCUUCCGACACCACCGGCGGCCUCGUGGAGGAGGACAAGCCGCUGAUGGAGUCAGGCAUGGACUCGCUCUCUGCCGUGGAGUUCCGCAAUCGGCUUUCUAGCGAGCUUCCUUCGCUCGACUUGCCCAACACGCUGAUCUUUGACUAUCCGACCAUCGCCAGCGUUGCCGGCUACGCCACCGAGCAGUUGGGCACCACAGGUGCUCCGAUGGCCAUGGCAGGUGCAGCAGCCCCACGGGGCCCACCCAGCAGCAUGGAUGAGCAGCUCUCCGUUGCUGGCAUGGCCGCGUACUUCCCAGGGGCAGCAUCAAAUUGCAAGACCUUCCACUGCGCCCUCACCAAGGGCGUGGAUGGUGGGGUGGAAGUGCCCUUUACGCGUUGGGAGUUGGAGGAAGUGUGGGAUCCGAACCCAGAUGCCCAGGGCAAGAUGUAUCCAAGACACGGUAACUUCGUUGAGGGCGCCGAGUUCUUCGAUGCCAAGUACUUCGGCAUCUCCCCGCCGGAGGCGCGGGCGAUGGACCCCCAGCAGCGCCUGCUGCUCGAAACGUCCACCAACGGCCUGCUUGAUGCGGGGCUGACAAAGCAGGAGCUCAUGGGAAGUGAGGUCUCCGUUCAUGUGGGCCUUGCAAACAACGACUGGAUCCAGAUGCAGAGCUGGGACUGGCGGAAGAUUAGCCCAUACACAGCUACGGGAAUGUCGUUUUCCGUCUCAGCCGGUCGAAUUUCCUAUGCCUUGGGUCUCAAGGGACCCAGCUACAUCGUGGACACGGCAUGCUCCUCUGCGCUUGUUGCCUUGGAUUGCUCUGCCACUGCACUCCGAAAGGGCCGCUGCAUGGCAGCCUUGAACACGGCGGCCAACAUCAUGGCCAGCGCAACCACCUACAUCAGCUUCAGCAAGCCGCGCAUGCUCUCUGCAACGGGGCGCUGCUUGACCUUCGACGCAUCAGCUGAUGGAUAUGCACGAGGUGAAGGUGCAGGAGCUGUGGUGCUGCGCAAGCCCGCGGAUGCGAUCUCUGCAGCAGCCACGGUGGAAGUGCCCACAGCUAGUCUGGAGCGUUGCGCGCUCUUGGGCGUGGCCGUGAACCAGGAUGGCCGUAGCUCCACGCUGACGGCCCCGAACGGCCCGUCUCAGCACAUGGUGAUGAUGGUCGCCUUGGCAGAGGCACGACUUGCGGCCGAAGAGAUCAUCCACAUGGAGUGCCAUGGCACGGGUACACCGCUAGGCGAUCCCAUUGAGAUCGGCGGCAUCAAGUCCGCGAACGCAUCCCGAAGUGCUGACACGCCAAUCGUGCUCGCAGCGGUGAAGUCCAAUUGCGGUCACCUGGAAGGCCCUGCUGCCUCCACCGGCCUGAUCAAGUCCAUCGCAUUGAUGGAGCAUGCAUCCUCAAUGGCAUCUCUGCAUCUUCGUCAGCUCAAUCCCAGCGUGGCUGCCUUGCACGAUCUACCAGGUGUCUUUGUCACCGAAUCCGUGUGCAUCUCCAAGCUCAUGAAGCCACAAGGCAAGAGCCAGGUUUGUCGCCUGGGAGGUGGCCUCUCAUCCUUUGGAUUUGGAGGGACGAACGCGCACGGAGUCGUGUCUGCGGCAACAGAGGCCGGGGAAGGGUUCCGCAUGGAGCUGGCGCGCAAGGAGGCGACAGCCCCACCCAGGCAGCUACCCGUGGCCUUUGAGCGCCGCAACUUCGCAUGGCGGGAGGUCGGCUUCAGGUUCUUGCGUGCCAAGCCCAGCGACGGCAUCUUUGAAGUGGCCAUGCGCAUGGAUGUCUACGAUGUGGUGAAGCACCACGUCGUCUUUGGCUCCAUCGUGGUGCCGGGUGUGGUCUUUGUGGAAAUGGCCUUGGAGGCCACCCGGGAGCUCUUCGGCACGGGGGUGCGGAUCACGGAUGUGAACAUGAUGUUCCCUUUCGUGAUUCCGCUCAGAACCACCGGGGCCGAGCCUGCCGCCAUCAUGCGCUUCGUGCUGAAGUCGGAUACCCGGUUCCAGAUUGAGAGCACCUCGGCCACAGGCACCGUCACGGUGCACGCAGAAGGUGGCAUCAAUCGCACCCCACCCAGGGGCGAGGAGGCCGAGGUGGAUGCUGCAGCCAAGGCCACACCAGUUGACUUGGAGUCCUUGAAGGCUCGGGUGGUGGAGGUCGUUCCUACCAAGGAUGUCUACGCUGCCAUUGAUGGCGUCGGCUUGUAUCUGGGCCCAAUGUUCCAGACGGCCAAGCAGUUGUGGCGGAAGGAGCCGGACGAGGGCAGCGAGAGCAAGGUGAUCGAAGUUCUUGGACGGCUGAAGCUGGACGAUGGUGUGCCCAACGUCGGCUAUGUGCUGCAUCCGGCGGUCUUCGAUGGCACGAUCCACAGCUUGGGAACUGCAUCUGUCGGCAAGAACGUGAAUGAUCUGAAGAUCUUUGGUGGUGUGGGUCGCGUUUCAAUCAUCCAGCAUGAGAACUUCUCUCAGAACGAGGAGUACUGGAUCUGGCUGAGUAUCAAGGAGAAGCUCGAGGCGUCGGAAACCUUCGAUCUCAAGGUCAUGUCCAGCAACGGCACAGUCCUGAUGCUGAUGGACAACGUGGUGUUCCGCAAGGUCCUGCCCGAGCAGAUCCAGAUGGCCAUCGCGGCCCAAUCCACCCCGGAAGAUGACCAGAAGAUUUAUGAGAUCGAGUGGCAGGACGUCCCUGAGAGCGAGGAGGCUUCCGAGCCUUCGGAUGAGCGCUGGCUCGUCUUGCACCACAAGGCCUCACAGAGCUUGCUGGAUGAGCUGAAGUCUCAUCUCGGCAGCAAUCAUGCUUAUGCGAGCCUGGAUGACAACGCAGACUGGGGAAAGUUCCACGACUACUCCAGGGUGGUGAGCAUCGCCGGCACCGGGGCCCUGCCAAACAAUGCGACUUCAGCGGCUGCCGAAGUCCUGGAUGUGCUUGACCGCACGCUCCGCCUCAUGCAGGCCAUGGCCAAGGCUGCCAAGGAGGAUGGCGCGGAGGGCAUGCCGGAGCUUUGGCUUCCAAUCUGCUUGAGCAACGCCGUCGUCGAGGGCGAUCUGGCAUCAUCUUCGGCCACCCUUCCGGCAAGCCACGCGGGGAUCUGGGGCUUGGCAAAGGCCUUCCGCAACGAGCACCCCGAGCUUGCCAGCACGGUGACCUUUGACGUGGAGGAGGCAGAUUGCUCUGCCAAGGGCCUGGCCAAGCAACUUCAGUACCUUCAGAAGCAAAGGGCUGGUGGCUUGACGGAGCCGGAGCUGGCGUCGCGCGGCGAGGGCAAGCUCAUGGUGCCCCGGUUGGUGGACUCGACGCAGCGGCUGCAGAAUGAGGCGGGUGACCCGAGCUUUGGUCCCGAGGGCAUGUACAUUGUCACGGGUGGAACCGGUGCCCUUGGGCUGCUUUUCGUGGACUGGAUGGUCCGCUGCGGUGCCCGACACUUUGCCUUGCUUUCUCGAAGCGGCCAGCCGCCCGCCGACUCCAAGGCUGCCUUCCGCAAGCUCGAGAAGCAGAUGGCCAAGAUGAAAGACGUGACCUUCUCCGCUCGCAAGUGCGACAUCGGCUCUGGGGCCGAUGUCUUGCGUGUUGUCACCCAGGUGCUUGACGAGCAGCAUGUGGUGAAGGGCAUUGUGCACGCUGCCGGCACUCUGGCCGAUGGCCUCAUCAAAGACGGUCAAGAUCGGGCGACGCUGAAGACGGUAUGCUCCGCCAAGGUGGAUGGAUCCUUGCAGCUCCACAACGCGGCGGCCCAGCUGGGCCUGCCACUGGAGUUCAUGUGGCUGUUCUCCUCCGUGGCGGCCAUGAUCGGGUCUGUUGCGCAGGGUAACUACUGCGCGGCCAAUGCUUUCAUGGAUGCUAUGGGCGCCCGCCGGCGGGCGCGCAACUUGCCAGCUGUUUCGUUGCAGUGGGGCCCGUGGGCUGAUGUGGGCAUGGCGGCCCGGGCCGGCACAUCCGAAGGCAGCAUCGCGCGCCUGGACCCCCAGCGCGGCCUGGAGGCUAUGGCCCUGGUCCUUGGCGCCUCAGACAACCUCCGACCUGCAGGUACGCUGGGCAUUGCCCGGAUCAAGUGGAAGUCGCUCUUGGGCCAGAUGCCCAAAGUGCUGAGCAAGUUUGGGGGAAGCAGCGGUCCCAAGAAGGCAGCGGCCGCUUCUGGCGCCGUUGUCAGCGCCGAUGACAUCAAGGGCGUGGUUGUCGGCGUCCUUCAGGACGUGCUGGAAGGGUCUGGCGAUCUGGAUCUGUCCACGCCGUUGAUGGAGAUGGGUUUGGACUCAUUGGCUGGCGUGGAGUUCCGCAAUCGGCUUCAAGCAUCUUUCGAAGGAUUGCAGUUGUCCUCAACUCUCAUGUUUGACUACCCUACGGUUCCAGAUCUGGUCGACUACAUCCACUCGCAAGUCGGACCUGCAGAAGACGAUCUGGGUGCGGUUGGGGGAGCCACGUUGGGUGAUAUUGGGGCGAUGCUGGCUAUCGCCAGCCAUGCCGGACGAUACCCUGGCUGCUUCACAAACAAUGUGGAGGAAUAUUGGCACAACAUGAGCUUAGGCUUUGACACGACGACGGAGCUUCCGCCAGAGCGCUGGGACAUGGAUGCCUACUACGAUGCCGACGUGGAUGCACCAGGCAAGACCUACGUGCGGCUGGGCCACUUCAUCCCAGGCAUCGACCAAUUUGAUGGCGACUUCUUCGGCGUGUCGGAGGCCGAGCUCCGAUCCAUGGACCCCCACCAGUGGCUGGCUUUGGAGAUUAGUUACGAAGCAUUCCACGCAGCCGGCCUCAACAAGGAGUCUUUGCAGGGAAUGGAUUGCGGCGUCUACGUUGGCUGCUGCAACUUGGGAGGAAACGAUGUCGACCCACUGGGGCUCGGCCCCUUCUCCAACAUCGGCUUCGCGUAUUCCGGCCUGUCAGGCCGCAUCUCGCACGUCCUGUCCCUGCGGGGCCCCUGCUUCACAGUGGACACGGCCUGCUCUUCCACGAUUGUGGCCUUGGACUCUAGCUGUCAAGCAGUCAGAAUGGGCAGGUGCCAGAGUGCCGUGGCAACUGGUGCCAACGUCCAGCUGUCGGGAUGUAUCUGGGUCGGCUUCUCCAAAAUGCGCGGUUUGGCCUUCGACGGGCGCUGCAAGACUUUCGACUCCCGGGCCGACGGCUUCGCGCGUGGUGAGGGCAUUGGCUCUGCCUUCAUCCGCCAGGGCAGCACCGAGGGCUCGGAGGUAGUGAACCUUGUCGGCCUCAGCGGUGUCGCCAUCAACCACGACGGACGUGCUGCGACCAUCACGGCACCCAAUGGAACUGCCCAGCAACGCGUGCUGAGGGCGGCGCUCGCCGAUCGGGCGACCCAAGCCGAGGACGUUACCUGCAUCGAGUGUCACGGUACCGGAACGGCCCUGGGCGAUCCGAUCGAAGUGGGAGCCCAGAAGGCCGUCUACGGAAAGGGCCGCAGUGAGUCGCAACCGCUAAUUCUCGCAGCCACGAAGUCCAACAUCGGCCACUUGGAAGGCUCGGCCGGCGUGGCGGGCAUUUCCAAGGUGAUCUUGGCCAUCACAAAGGCGCACAUCACACCAAACCUUCAUUUGGAGACCCUGAAUCCCAACAUCGACCUUGGUGGCUUCACGGUCUUGAUGCCGGACAAGCUCGUGGAGUGGAAGAGCGCCAGCCUCCGAUCUGGCGUGUCAUCCUUUGGCUUCUCCGGUACCAACGGCCACGGCCUGAUGGAGGCAAUCCUCACACAGCCUUCUGAGCCAAAGGUUGUGAAGCCCAUGCACUUUGCCCGCAAGGUCCUGAAGCCUUGGAGGGAGUGGAUGCAGAAGGUCGUUUAUUUCGAGCAAUGGGUGAAGUCUCAAUACGCCAUGAGCUCCCCCCUUGACGGACAAGCCUUCGUCGUCGCAGACAGCGCUUUGGCAGAUUCUCUCACUUCAGCCCUCCCAAACAAAGGUGUAGCACUAACGGAGAAGUGUGCUGCAGCUGCCCUGGGCGAGAAGAUGAAGAGUGCUGGAGCACCCGCAGCGGUGUUUGCCCGGUGCCUCGAUCAAGGCAGGGCCGAGCCUUUGCCAGGCACACACUUGGAGGAGGUGCUGGCGUUCUUGCAAGGGGCCAUGGUUUCGGAGACUCCGAAGCUGCUGGUCGUGGUGACCCGCGGCGCCUACGAGGCCGAGCGUGCCAACUUCGAUGCGGGUGCCUUGGUUUGGGGCUUGAUCCGUUCGGCCAGAAUGGAGAUGCCUCGUGUGACCAUCAAGACCGUGGACGUCGCGGUGGAUGCUGGCCCCGCGGACAUCGCCAAGGCCGUUGUCGCCGAGUUGCAGGGGCCCGACGGUGACCUUGAGGUGGCAUACACGGCCGAGGGGCGCUGUGUUCCCCGCUUGUUGGAGGCUCCACAGAACGAGGCUGUUGCCAUGCAGCGACAGGAUGCCAUGAGGGACGCCGACGCUGCCGCCGAUGUCAAGAAGGGCUUCCAGAUUGUGACAGGUGGUUUGGGAGGGCUGGGCUUGGUGGCUGCCGAGGAACUGGCAGCACUUGGAGCGCCAGGCCUGCUGCUCACUUCGCGCAGCGGCCGUGUGGCCGAGGGUCAGAAGCGCCUGGAAGACCAGCUCCGUCGUCUUGAGGCACUCCCUGGCCUGAAAGUUCACCUGAAGAUCUGCAACGCCGGGAAUCCGGGAGAUGUGGCCAAGCUCGUGAAGGAGGCCAAGGAUGCCGGCGAGGCCGUUGAAGGUGUGGUGCACGCGGCUGGAGUGAUGGAUCGCUGUCCCCUGCCAGAGCUGGACACUGCUCACCUCAACAAGGUGCUGGCGCCAAAGGCCAAUGGCGCGUGGCAUUUGCAUAGCGAAUGCCCUGACAGCAGCCUCUUCGUGCUCUUCAGUUCAGUCUCCGCAAUUGUAGGCCUAGCGGGCUCUGCAUCCUACUCCUCUGCCAACGCGUACCUGGAUGCUUUGGCCAGCUGGCGCCGUGGUGCUGGUCGCUCUGGCGUUAGCCUGCAGUGGGGCCCUGUGUCUGAGGUGGGCAUCACUGCUGCCGCAGGCAGUGAUAAUUUGGAAGCCAUGGCACUGAAGACGCUUUCACCAGCACAAGUGGGCAGUGCCCUACGCCUCUGUCUCGCAGCUCCCACGCCACGUGCGGAAGUCAUGCUGGCCCGAGUGGACUGGCCGGCCUUCAUGCGAGAGAUUGGCAUGGAGAUCCCGCAGCUGAUGGAUCUGCAGUCCAAGGAGGCGACAGCAGGAGCAGGCAAGACCAGCCAAGGAGCUGGAAGCGCCCUGGCGCAUCUGCCGAUGGAGGAGCGCCGGGGGGAGGUGCUAAAGUCCAUCCGUGCUGCGGCCUCGGGUAUGGGGCUGGAGAUGGACGACAAUACCCCUCUCAUGGAGGCCGGUAUCGACUCGCUGUCUGCGGUGGAGUUCCGGAACAAGGUCUCCAAUGAAUUCCGCUCGGUCCGCUUGCCAAGCACCCUGAUGUUCGACUACCCCACCCUCACAGCGCUCGCCGAGUAUGUGUCGCAACAACUCGUGCCGGACGCGAUGGCCACGGAGUUGCCGACCAAGGCGCUGGCCCGUCCUGGGGCUUCCGCCUCCAACGAGGCCAUCGCAGUUCUCGGAGGCGCAUGCCACCUCCCAGGUGACAGCUGGUCCUUGGAGAAGUUUGACUUCAUGCUCUCCCAGGGAGUGGACUGCAGCGUGGAGAUGCCCCACAGCAGGUGGGACGUGGAUGAUUACUACGACCCGGAUGCAACCACAGGCCUCAAGAUGUACGUGAGGCAUGCGGCAUUCAUUGAAGGAGUCGAGCUCUUCGCAGCUGCCGCAUUCAACAUCAACAAGGCCGAAGCAGAGACCAUGGACCCGCAGCAACGGCACCUUCUCGAGGCCGCCUUUGAGGCGUUCACGGGAGCUGGGCUUGGCAAGAGCGCCCUCAUGGGCAGCUACGGUGGUGUCUUCGUUGGCCAGGACAAGUGUGAUUGGAACCGCAUGAUUACGGGUGCACAGAGCGGCCCAUAUGCUGCCACCGGUGGCUCCUCGUCCAUCAGCGCCAAUCGCAUCAGCUACGUACUGGGACUGAAGGGCCCAAGCGCAACAAUGGAUACUGCGUGCUCUUCCUCGCUGGUUGCGGCGGACACAGCAGCAGUCACCCUUCGUCGCCGAAGAUGUGAUUUGGCAGUGGUGUGCGGUGUGAAUAUGACACUGCUCCCACAAACCUUCGUUGCGUGCUGCCAGGCGCAGAUGCUCUCAAAGAGCGGAAGGUGCCGCACCUUUGACGACUCCGCGAGCGGAUAUGCUCGGGGUGAAGGCGUGGGUGCCCAGGCAAUGGAGCGACUGGGAAGCCAGGUUAGCGCUGGCGAUGCAACACUGCUGGCAGAGCUUCGUGGCUCAGCCCUGAACCAAGAUGGGCGAAGCUCCAAUUUGACCUCGCCCAAUGGCCCUUCCCAACAAGCUGUGGUGCUGGCUGCGCUGACGGAGGCGCAGGUGCAGCCAGGUCGCCACGCGUGUGUGGAGACCCAUGGCACGGGCACCGCCUUGGGAGAUCCCAUCGAGGUUGGAGCCCUUCAGGCUGUUCUUGGUGGAUCGAGGGUUCAACCCGUGCAGCUCGGUGCGGCGAAGACAAAUGUUGGCCACUUGGAAGGUGGCGCAGGGAUGGUCGGGCUGACCAAACUCGCAUCGAUUCUCUCCCGCAACUGCUUGCCCGCCAACCUGCACAUACGAGACUUGAACUCUCACAUUUUCGAUGACAUCGAGGACUUUGCGGUGAACUUUGUUUCGGAAUCUUGCCCCAGCCAGACAAUGGCAGCUGCGUCUGUGUCCUCCUUCGGAUUUGGGGGAACCAAUGGUCACGUGCUGCUGGCUCGGCCGGCCACGUCCAAAGCAGGAGCACCCCGCAGGUCUGCGCAGCGUGCUGUGACAGAGCCAGAGAAGACCGCCUUCCUCUUUACAGGACAGGGCUCACAGUACGUGGGCAUGGGCAAGCAGCUCUACGACUCCGAGCCCGUCUUUAGGGAAGCCGUGGAUCACUGCGCGAAGAUCUUGGAUAGCUUGCUGCCAACGCCGCUUCUUGAGGUUAUGUACGCGGACAGCGACCAGGGCCUUCUCAACCAGACGCAGUUCUCUCAGCCGGCCAUCUUUACCAUAGAGUAUGCGCUGGCGCAGCUGUGGCGAUCGCGUGGCCUGGAGCCUUGUGCAGUCCUUGGCCACAGUGUGGGCGAGUAUGCGGCUGCCGUGGUGGCUGGUGUGCUUCCGUUGGAGGAUGGCUUGCGCCUGAUUGCCGCCCGCGGGCGGCUGAUCGCUGAAAAGUGCGAGGCCAACGUCGGCACCAUGUCGGCGCUCUUUGCCCCGGAGCAGGCUGUCAAGCAAGCCAUGGAGAAGUCCAAAGUCAGCACGCAGGACGUGGCGAUUGCCGCGGUGAACGGCCCCAAGAUGACUGUCAUCAGUGGCCGGAAAGAAGCUGUGGAGAAGGUUGCGGAGACGGCGGGCGCCACAAGUCGGCCUUUGACAGUCUCCCACGCCUUCCACUCGCCGCUCAUGUCGCCAAUGCUUGAGGACUUCCGCCAGGAGGUAUCCAAGGCGCCCCUUGGCGGCCAGCUGAAGAUCCCAUUCUUCUCGACUUUGUUGGGCAAGGAAGUGAGCGCGGACGAUCUUGCCAAGGCAGAUUACUGGGUGGAUCAUGUCAAGUACGCCGUUCGCUUCACGGCCGGUGUGGAGGCGCUGGAGGCUGCAACGGCCCCAGCGGUCUACCUCGAGAUAGGCUCCACGCCGACUUUGAUUGGCAUGGCAAAGCGAUUCUUGACAAGGAAAGAAGCUCGCUUUGUUGCAAGCUUAGAUGCCAAAGCCUCACCAGACGAGCGCGAUGCGGUCAAGAAGGCUGCAGAAGCCAUGAAUCUCUCGGCGGCACCGGCAAAGAGCUCUGCAGCCGCCUUGGAGCGUCAGGCCUUCCCUUGGCGGGAAGCCAGCCAUCCGUUGCUGAAGCGACGAACCACGCGGGCAGAUGGGGCCACCGUCUUCAGCUGCUCCUUCGGUGGGCAUGUCCUCGCCCUCCUCUCGCACCACAUCGUUCAUGGCGAGGUGGUGGUUCCCGGUGCAUGCUAUUUGGAGAUGAUUGUUGCUGGGUGCACGACCUUCGUGGGCAGCGAAGCGUGGUGCGUGGAGAACCUGGGCUUUGCAAAGCCGUUGGUUCUGCGGCUUUUGCCGGACGGCUCUCUGGAAGAGCCCACGGAGCUGCGCCUGGUCGUGCGCCCGGACGGGCGCCUGGAGGUGGAGAGCGAGAUCGGCAGCGACCCGGAGGACAGCAUCGUCUCGGUGCAUGUUGAGGCCACAUUGGUGAGAAAGUCCGGCGGCUGGGUCAAGACGAAUAGACCGGAGCAGGACAGCUUUGAUUUGAGCCAGCUGCGGUCACAGUGCCCCGAGCCUGUGGACAUCGACCUCAUGUACUCCUUCGGGCGCAAGAGUGGCUUGCCACUACAGCCGCGGUUCCGAACGGUGCGGCACGUGCAGAAGGGAGACAAAGAAUCCUUCGCGCGCUUGGAGAUGGAGAAGGACGGUACCCAUAUCGGCUUCUGGCUUGGCCCCUCCCUCAUUGAUGGGUCCUUCCAAGCAUCCAUGGCGCUGGCUGACGCGGCCACUGGAAUCGGAACUCUGAAGAUUCCGCUGUCCAUUCGCCGCCUCCAGCCUUGUGGGCGGCCGUUCUCUAUCGGCGUGUGGUCGUACUUCCAGCUCAUCGAUUUCACAGACAAGUCCACCGUCUUCCGGUCAUGGCUCCUGAACGAUGCAGGCGAGGCUCUCCUGUACUUCGACCACGUCCACUUACAGGAGGUUCGUGACGAGCACAUCCAGAAGGUCUUGCAGGCUUCUGGUCGCCAAGGCAUGGAGCAGCAGAUGCUCUACGACGUGAACUGGCGGCCAGUCCAAGCCCAGGCUGCGGCGCCAACCUCGCGGUGGCUGCUCCUUGGCAGCCCCGCCGCCCUCCAGCAGAUGAAGGCCGCCGAGGCAGAUCCAAGGUGCCGCUGCGCCAAGCUGGACAUGGAGGGCGAGGACUUGCCUGCCCUACUUACUGAAGAGACCUGGACGGCAGUCAUACUGGCCGAUGGCCUGAUGGCCGCCGACGCCAGCACCAGUGCUUGGGCCGCUUCUCCUGCAGACUCAGCCGCGCCAGGAGGUGAGCACAGCGACGUCGCGGUAUUGGAGCGAGCUAUGGUUCUUACCAAGGCAGCGGCGAAGUUGGGCAGCAAGUCUCCGGUGGUGGUCUUGCCCACCUGGGGAGCACAGCCCCUGGCUGCAGAGCAGAGCGAGAAGCGGCGGCAAGGUGCACCCGAUCACAGUGGGCUCUGGGGUUUUGCGCGAGCCGUGCGAAUGGAGUAUCCAGGUGCCCUUCGGAUCACAUGCGUGGACCUGGACGCAGGCAAACAAUCCGAUGCUUGGACACAGCUUUCCACGGAUCUCUUGCCGGCCUUGCCGGCCGACGAAGAAGAGGUUGCCAUCCGAGAUGCAGAGAUGAGUGCCGCCAAGCUUGCCCGAUCUGCCGUGAAAUAUACAGGGGCAGUACGGCUGAACAUGCCCGCCCGGGGAUCCCUCACGGGCCUCAGAGUGGUUCCCCAAGCCGAUACGUCGGUGCGGAUGGCAGCGGCGCCAGGGAUGGCACAACUGCGCAUCCGAGCCGUCGGACUGAACUUCCGCGAUGUGCUUAACGUCAUGGGGCUCUACCCUGGCGACCCGGGCCCACCGGGUGCGGACUGCGGUGGCACGGUCAUCGGCCUUGGGGACAACGUCCAGCACCUGCGGCUGGCAGAGGACGUCUUUGGUGAGUCGCCAGGGUGCCUGAGCACGUACAACACCAGUUCAGCAGCCCUGCUCUCCCCCAAGCCAACAUCCUGGACCUACGAGGAGGCCUGCUGCAUGCCGGUGAUCUUCGUGACAGUGGAGGAGGCCCUGGGCGACCUGGCCAAGCUGAAGCGGGGUGAGCGAGUUCUCAUCCAUGCUGCUGCCGGUGGUGUGGGCCUGGUGGCCAUCCAGUACGCUGCUUUCGUUGGCGCAGAGGUCUACGCCACUGCUGGGGCAGAUGAAAAGCAUGAGUUUUUGAGGGGGCUGGGUGUGAAAUACAUCACCAGCAGCCGAAACGGCAAGAAGUUUGAAGAUGACAUGAAGCAGUUCCUCAAGGAGCAGGGAGUUGACGGAAUCGACGUGGUGCUCAAUAGUCUCAGCCAUGACGACUACAUCCCGCGGUCUUUGGCAUUGCUUCGCAAGGGUGGCCGGUUCCUCGAGAUCGGCAAGCGAGGGAUCUGGUCGCACGAGCAGAUGUUCCAAGCCCGUCCUGAUGUCAUGUAUGAGAAGAUCGCUGCGGACACCAUGAUGGAAAAGGAGCCGUGGCGCUACAACGCUUACCUCAAGAGGCUGCUGCAGCGCGUGGAUGAUGGAGGGCUGAGUCCUAUCAACAUGCACCUCUUCGAGGGCAUGGAGAAGGGCGUGGCUGCCUUGCAGUUCCUUCAGAGGGCGAACAACAUCGGGAAAGUGGUCAUCAGCUCGUCGAGCCGCCUGCUCUGCAGCCCUGACCAGAUGCCUCUACUUUCCGGUGGUCUUGGUGCUCUGGGGGUGGUCACCGCACAGUUCCUGGUUGAGGAAGGCGCCAAGUCCUUGUGCCUGCUGUCGCGCAACGGCCAGCCGGCCAAGGACGUUGGGCCGCAGUGGUCUUGGCUCCAGAAGUGUGCCGUGGAGCUCCGCAUCGAGAAAUGCGACGUUGGACGGAAGGAGUCCGUGGUGGCCUUGCGCGACGCGCUCGCAGGAAGCACUUUGGGAGGUCUGCUGCACCUUGCUGGGGUUCUGGCGGAUGGUGUCCUGCCAAGCCUCACCCGGGAGAGCUUGGACCGUUCCUAUGGUCCCAAGGUGCACGGCCUCUUCAACUUGUGCCGUAUCUUGGACUUCCACAAAGCCGCGCCCCAUCUGCUGUUCUCCUCGACAUCUGCACUCUUUGGAUCGCCAGGCCAGGCAAACUAUUCGGCCUCGAAUUCGGUGCUUGACUCCUUGGCACCCUUCUGGAGUUCCCAGGAUCCCGAUGGAGCGGACUUCCUAUGGCGGAAUGCCCGCUCUGUCCAAUGGGGCCCAUGGGCCGAGGUCGGCAUGGCUGUGCAGGCAAACACCCUGGGGCGCGCCAAGUCCAUGGGUGUUGGUGCGUUGACCAAUGCCCAGGGUUUGGCCAUCAUGAGCAGCAUCCUGAGCAGCUCGAACCUCCUGGUGGGCGCCGUGCCAGUGCGGUGGGGCAAGUACUUGAAGAGCGCCUACCCACAAGUGCCCAGCUUCCUCAAGGACUUCGAGGCCGAAGCCAAGAAGGAGGCGGCCGAGGCGCGGGCCGCGAGGGGCGCGCCCGGCGAUUCGGCGAUCGCGGCGGCGCUGAGCGGCCUCAGUGGUGAGGAGCGCCUGGCGGCUGUCCGCAACAGCCUCCGCGAUCUAGCACGGGAGGUGGUAGAUGCUGCUGAUCUAGAAGCUGACAGUCCUCUCAUGGAUUCUGGCAUGGACUCUCUAUCAGGUGUGGAGUUCAGGAAUAGACUACAGACGGAGUUUGAUGGCGUCAAUCUCCCCAACUCCAUGGUUUUCGACUACCCCACAGUCACUGAGCUGGCAGGGUUCAUCAAUGGACAGCUUGGUGAUGCCCCGGAAUCGGCAACGCCAGCGGUGUCCACAACGGCGGCUGCGCCGCAAGAGGCGUUCGUGGAACCGCUCAACACGCUGUGCAACGGUUCCGAGACUGCGGCAAGCAAGCCGCUGUUCCUGGUGCCAGGUGCAGGCAUGCAAGCGGGAAGCUUCAGAACACUAGCAGCGCGCCUGGCCUCGGCCAGCUACGGCCUGACUUGGCCCAAGAGCAUUCCGCGGGACCAGUGGCCAAGCAGCCUCAAGGAUCUGGCCGAGCUCUUUUUCAGGGAGAUUCAGAAGGUUCAGCCGGAGGGCCCCUACCUUCUCGCUGGCCAUUCCUUCGGUGCCAAUGUGUGUUUGGAGAUAGCAGCGGUCGCCUCGUCCAAGGGGCAGCAGGUGUCGAUGGUGCUUCUGUUGGAUCCACGCAGCUUGCUUCCACUUCAAGUGGAUGUCCAAGCGGCCUUUGCCAAGUCAGGUCUGGUUGAAAGCUUGGCGCUGUUGGCGCAGACGCUGCCGGGAGCGGAAGGGUCACGAUACGCGGAGCUGUUAGAUGCUCACGCCGGCGGCGGCGACGAGGCCAUCCGGAAAGCAUUGAGCCCUGGGGCAUUGUCCUCCCUGGAGCACGUGCAUGAAACCACCCAGUGGUACAGCGCCUUGCUCCAGCAGGGUGAGGCUCCUCCCGCCCUCGAGGGCACGAAAGUUGCGGUGCUGCGGGCCACCAUGGCUUGGAAAUCUGCGAAGGCGGACGAGACGGGCGCCGAAAGAAUCGUGCGCGAGUUCCAAGCCGUCACCUUCCAAGAUGACAAUGAGGUUGCAAGUCAUCUGACUUCCUGUGCCGAGAGUCCGGUGGUGCUCAAGGUUCCGGGCACGCACUUCAGUAUGCUCCAUGAGCCGAACGUGAUGAAAGUGGCCUUGCAGGUCUGUUCAGCUUUGAACAGCUUGGAGGAAGACGAAGAGUAG
Messenger RNA from Symbiodinium natans, 16308 nucleotides. NCBI's taxonomy places the organism in Eukaryota, Dinophyceae, Suessiales, Symbiodiniaceae. The record is from the annotation of a GenBank genome assembly.